This is a messenger RNA of Glarea lozoyensis ATCC 20868, 690 nucleotides long. RefSeq lists its product as uncharacterized. NCBI's taxonomy places the organism in Eukaryota, Fungi, Ascomycota, Leotiomycetes, Helotiales, Helotiaceae. The coding region runs from base 1 to 690 and encodes 229 amino acids. The record is from RefSeq and is a predicted model, not a curated record. The transcript has 2 exons.
AUGUCACAGCACAGUGGAGACGAACGCGACAAUAUAGAUGACGGGAGCAUUCCAGUCUGGAUCAGUACAGAUUCUUCGACUUUUCCAGAUCAAGAAAAGUCUCCGUGGCAUCAAUACUCUUAUUAUCCCCCUGGGAGUCUGAGUAAUGACCAAUUGGCAUUAUUCAAGCAGCGCACUGAUCGUGAUCUUUCAUCAUCCAGCGAAAGUUACCCAGCUGGAUGGUUCCAUCCUGAACAUUUUGACUUCAUAUGGAAACUGAAGAAGGUUUCGGCAGUGUGUGGGGAAAAUUGGCUUCCUACCUUACUAGACACCGACGAAAAGUUCAGAUCUGCAACUUUUGUCGUCGUUGUGCCUACCGAUGAAGUUCAGGAGAACUACAAACCUGCUUCCUUAUCGCCACAACGAAGUAAAAAGAAUAAGGGUUGGAGUGAAGAAGAGGACCAAGUAUUCCUCCUUUUGGUGAAGGAUCAACUCGCACUGCGAAACCAGAAGCCAAGUCUAUCCCUGUAUGGUAGGAAAAUGUGGGCAAACAUAUUCGACCAACUGGAAAAGAAGAAGGUCGAACCACCGCGAACUAUGAAUGCAUGCAAGAUCCACUGGAGCAAAAACGAAAGAAAGAUGUUCAAUCUGGAUGUACGCAAACCAAAGUCUGAGAGCUCUUCUUUGACUACGUCGGUCCACGGAAAAUGA